UCGUGGCAAUGAUGGAUGACCUGGCAUGUCCACCUGACAACGUUUCCCCAGUCACAGAUCUCUCACGAAACCUUACGACUCUUCGCACGAUUACCGUCGCUUGUACGCCACAGAUGCCUUCCAAGAUACUUAACACUGAAACUCCUGACAGCGCGGGCAGUUUUCGGCUCAAAGCGCUUACUCCUGUUUCCGAGUGCAGUUCUGAAAGCGAAGCGGAGCCGUCCCCGCUAACAGUAAACUUACGUCGACGUGCUCUAAUGGGCCAGACAAAUAAAAACAACUCACAAGAUUCACCGCUGCUUAUCAAUCGGAAUAUUCGCCGACCAUUGAAAAGACCCAGCCAAGAGCUUAAAGGUAAAGAGGAACCCCAGAAUUUAAGCAGCCCUCUCCGCAAGAGUUCAUCGCAGGGAUACAGCUCAUCGACUUCAGAUGGUUUCGCAGUUGAUGAAGUCAACCUAGACGAGGAUGGUAAAAACAAGGAAAACGUUGAGCCUCCCUCUGCACUCACAUCUCUUCUGUCAGCUCCUAUUACCUCCGAGGGGGUCCUGUGUAAGAAAGCUUCAUCCUCCGCUCGGCGAAACCUCUCGUUUGCUAACGGCGACAGCGACACUCCUGUGAAGUCAAAGCGCUCAAAUGAUGAUGAGCGAAGUUCGAAAAGGUCUCGUACCUCCCGCUGCUUAGUUGAAGUUUCCGCAAAUAUUAUGGAGAAGCUGCCGAAAUACUACAGCGAAUCAAAUAUUGACCGUGAAGCCGCUGAAGGCGUUAUCGAUAAGCAAGUCAUUGAGACAACGUUGCCAACAAGUGGAGCGCAUAAAAGUUGCGCUCUACCGACGAUAACGGCACAGACGAUGAACGACAUCAUCAACGGUGUGUACGACCAUGUUAUUAAUUCGUUCCAAAUCAUAGAUUGUCGAUAUCCAUAUGAGUAUGACGGAGGCCACAUCAAGGGCGCCCUAAAUCUCUACACACCCGAUCACAUUAUCAGGCAGUUCCUUCAGAAAAUGCCAGAGGACGCCGAAGUUGAACGCGAAUCUAAAAAAAAAGACAUUGUCAUAUUCCAUUGCGAGUUCUCGUCUGAACGUGGACCAAAAAUGUCGCAAUUCCUACGAGAGUUAGAUCGCGCUGCUAAUGUGUAUCCUAAACUCUUCUAUCCCGAAGUAUACAUUCUGCAAGGAGGCUAUAAGGAGUUCUUCUGUGAAUUCAAAGAGCACUGUCAACCGCAGGAGUACUUGAAAAUGGUCGACGAGCGUUUCGUUAAGCAGCUCCGUCUGUAUCGAACGGAGAGUAAGACCUUCGAGAAGAAAGGUUUAACAAGGAACCAGAGCAGCCGGUUUUAACGACGGAAUGCCUAUAAGGCUAUCCAUCAAUACCCAUUAAAAACACAUUUAAACACUUCGUUAAUGUUCUUGUGGAGAAUGGACAAUGUACCAAGUUUCUAUCCAGCCAUAUCCAGCCCAUUAUUAUAGAUGAAAAAACUGACUGGCCUAGGCGAAGCAUGAACCACAUGCUCUUUGUGGGGCACUCCUUCAGCGAAUAAUUAUGUGAAAUAAUCGACGCGGAGAAACGGAUGCCGAUAUCGGUAAAAUAAUAAUAUUAAUAAUAGCCAGGUUUCACGUCAAUGCCGCUUUAGCACGCUGAGCCAUUCUGCUGGCAAAAAAUCAACCUAGAACUGUUUAUAGUAUCGUACAUACGUGAAACAGGAGCAUCGAAUGUUGAUGCUCUCGCUGAAAUGCCAAAAUAAUUGAAUGCAAAUGGAAAUAAUGCGGAUGAUGAUGAGAGGACGGAAAUGUAGAAACUAGCGGGGGUUAAACGACGCUGGUUGCUGCGAGCAUGGAGGCAGGCAACUGAAAUGGAAUCAAUGAAACUCUAUCGUCACGAGUGAGUGAAUGAAUAUAAAAGGUGGCCAGAAGGAAACUAGUGUUAUUUCUCAAACUAAACGGUUUGUACUUGCCUCUUGUACAUACAGAAUGCAAUAGCACAGAUCGGACGAAAAACUCGAACCUAACGACAGAGCGACUUACAAUUCAUACAUGACGAAGGCAGUGACCAGUAAUAAUAAACCCGGAAUGAACUUCAUGAAAUGUUGCAAUUGUUGUCAUUUCUUGGAUGACUUAAAGGAUAUUUAUGGCUACCGAUUUAUUUUUCGCAAAUAAUAGAUUGAACCUUUAGCACAUAUUGAGUUGCAACUUAGCUGUAAAAAGCGAAUCUUGUGUUGAUAAUGUACCACUGGUCUCAUACAAUCAAUAGUUUAGGUUGUAACGUUAGUUUUUUUUUAAUAAUCUUUAACUUAAUUUUACGUAAAAUGUUGGAUAAAUAUCAAUUAACCUGUAUAUUACUACACACUUCCAAGGAUUAAAUAUCUACGCAUUUACUAUGAUGACCUAAGUCUUGAUCGCAAUCAUGCUCUGUGUAUGUAGCGUCAUUAAUGCACCGAAGAUUUGCUCUGAGAACACAAACACCAAAAAUUAUGGCCUCUAGUGUUCUAAAUAGCAAAAUAUAAGGUAUUGUAAAAUUUAGUAGUGUUAUAUAGGUUUAAAAGGGCAUUAUAAUAGGAAUUGUUGCACCUGGAAGGAUACUUCAGUUCUAGAUGGAAUCAAAUAACACGAUUUCUUUAUCCUUGUAUAGACUUUAUAUAAUAUAUAUUCAUGUUUCUUUAAUUAAUAAAUAAUAGUCAUAUUUAUAUAUUGGGAUUAUCUUGUUCACGUGUUAUUUCACCUAACGCGUAUGGCUAAUCACUUAAUGACCCGUCGACUAUAAGCAAGCGUUACAUCGCAACAAUAAAAAGUACCUCUUUGAAACAGGAUGCCGGCCACAAGAAUUCUAUGCGUUCGAAAUUUGUUUACUUCAUACUUAUUCAUGUGUUUCACUGAAUACAUUUUUUCUUUUUUAAAAGUUACCUGCUUCCUGUAUCGGCGUUAAUGGUAUAUAUGUUUCGGUGUAUGCUAUGCUGGUGUACCGGAUGUAGAAUACACAACAUAUAUUUAGGCUGAGGUUGCAUGGAUUUAAGCUAGUGUAAACUUAUAAAACAAAAUUUGGUUCAUUGAUCACCAUGAUGAGAUUAUUAGGACUUAGACAAUGCCCUUCUAUAGAGCUGUUUGAGUUUCACAUUAGUGCGGAAAUCGUGUGAUUCUAUGCCGUACAAUAAUAUUCCAAAAUGAACUUCUCACUGUUAUACGAGCAAACAACAGUAAUCCUAUGGGAUGUUAAUGGGAAUAACAAGGUUGCUGAUCAAACGGUUGCUACCAAGUUGCUUUGUGAGCUGACAGUGUAGACUUAUUUCACAUUCACUGACACUAUACUCAGUGCAUAUAUUAUAAUUAAGGAAGUUUAGGAACUUACAAAUAAAAGCAAUAUAUUUGUAUAAAUGAAUUGUGUAAUGAAUAUUAAACUUCAACUUCACGUAACAACUUACCUGGACAAAGGACAUACACAUAAAAGAGCCAUCACAUUAGAUGAACAAGACCAUGCUUUUUGAUUUCUAAAAGUAUUUAGAAGUUUCUAAUCACUGGACUAAUGAGCACGCAAUUAUCGUCUUUUACUGAACGAUUGGUAUGUGAACCUGCGACAUCAACAUUAUGUCCACGUGGAGAAACUGUAAGAGGAACUCAAAAAAUGAAAAUUGUUAUCAAAAAAUACAGGCCUAUUUAACAAUUUCUUCUUCGGAAGUGGCUUAAGAUUGUCGAAGCGUGGAACUUUGAUUUUCCCACCCGAAAGACACGUUUAGAUACCUGCUUUUACCCGCAUAAAUUGGCACUCAUUGAU
This is a messenger RNA of Varroa destructor (honeybee mite), 3762 nucleotides long. RefSeq names its product cdc25-like protein phosphatase twine. Gene Ontology annotation, biological process: positive regulation of G2/M transition of mitotic cell cycle; protein dephosphorylation; G2/M transition of mitotic cell cycle. Gene Ontology annotation, molecular function: protein tyrosine phosphatase activity. NCBI's taxonomy places the organism in Eukaryota, Metazoa, Arthropoda, Arachnida, Mesostigmata, Varroidae. Gene Ontology annotation, cellular component: nucleus; cytoplasm. The record is from RefSeq and is a predicted model, not a curated record.